Gongylonema pulchrum is the source of this 372-nucleotide messenger RNA. The record is from the annotation of a GenBank genome assembly. Lineage: Eukaryota; Metazoa; Nematoda; Chromadorea; Rhabditida; Gongylonematidae.
AUGCAAAACAGCGGACAUCCCACCAAGCUGAAUAGUUGCGUGAGGGAAGAGGAACGAGAAAACGUCUGGUGUCGACUAAAGGAGCUUUAUCUGGAACUGUUUUUGUCAGCUCAAGAAGUUUGGCAAGACAAAAACACACCAGGGCGUUUAGCAGUUUAUGCGUCACUGUCAAAGCUGGUGAAAUUCUAUUUGGAUGUUGCCGAUGAAGAAACGAUGAAAAUUUGCCAGGAUGCAGCCAGUGAAGCGAAAUUUCUCGGCAAAGGAGCUUUAGAUGAAGAGCAGCACAGAGACACAAGCGCACGAAUAAAUGAAAUCAGGAAGAACAUCGGAGAUGCAGAACGUGGUAAAAAGGAUCUCGCGGACAGCAGCUAG